UGGCUCCCAGCUUCCUCUUCAGCUACGUGAAGUUCCCCAGUUUUCAACCCCCAAGCAAGAAACUUCCAGCAAUGAAGGUCUUUGUGUGCGUCCUGGCUGCUUUGGUUGCCACCUCGUCGGCUGGCUUCAUCGGUGGAUCCGGUGGUGGUGGCGGCGGCGGUGGCGGUGGCUACAGCUACGGAAUCGGUUCUGGAGGCGGUGGUGGCCACCAGGAGGUGAAGACCAUCCAGGUCAUCCAGGAGGCUGGUGGCUACUCUGGCGGUCACGGCGGUGGCUACUCCGGCGGUCACGGAGGCUACUCCGGUGGUGGCCACCAGGAGGUGAAGACCGUGAAGGUCAUCCACCAGGAAGGCGGCUACUCCGGCGGACAUGGCGGUGGCUACUCUGGCGGACAUGGCGGCUACUCCGGCGGUGGACACCAGGAAGUGAAGACCGUCAAGGUCAUCCACGAGGAGGGACAUGCUCUUGGCGGCGGCGGCGGCUACGCUGGCGGCUUCUCGGGUCAUGGACACGGACACGGUGGCCACCAGGAGGUCAAGGUGGUCAAGGUCAUCCACGAGGAGGGCGGUCAUGACCACGGACAUGGCGGUGGCUACUCUGGCGGUCAUGGCGGAUUCCCUGGCGGUCACCAGGAGGUCAAGACUGUGAAGGUCAUCCACCAGGAGUCGGGCGGUCAUGGCGGCUACUCUGGCGGACAUGGCGGUUACUCCGGCGGACAUGGCGGAUACUCCGGUGGCCACCAGGAGGUCAAGACCGUGAAGGUCAUCCACGAGGAGGGACACGCUCUGGGCGGCGGUGGCGGUUAUGCUGGUGGCUUCUCUGGUCAUGGACAUGGACACGGUGGCCACCAGGAGGUCAAGGUGGUGAAGGUCAUCCACGAGGAGGGCGGUCACAGUCACGGCGGUCACGAUCACGGUCACGGUCACGAUCACGGUCACUCGCACGGCGGCUUUGAGGAGGUCAAGACCAUCAAGUUCAUUCACGAGGAGGGCGGCCACGCCCACGGACCCGCCCCCAUCGUGAGCAACGAGUACCUGCCUCCGAGCAACGAGUACCUGCCCCCCGUUUCCGCCCCCCAGCCUGGAUACCUGCCCCCUCCAGCUGGAAAUGAGUUCCUCGCCUCCAAUAGAUUCAAGCCAUACUGAUCUUUGAGCUUUGUUAAGUAGUUUUAAGCCAAAUUUUUUUCUGCCCAUAUUUUUUUUACUGUUGUACCCAUACUACCUCACAUCCUGAACAAAUAUACCAUCUGUAAAUUAUAAA
This is a messenger RNA of Drosophila ficusphila, 1260 nucleotides long. Its product is annotated as glycine-rich protein DOT1. The transcript has 2 exons. Bases 72 to 1145 code for a protein of 357 amino acids. Lineage: Eukaryota; Metazoa; Arthropoda; Insecta; Diptera; Drosophilidae. The record is from RefSeq and is a predicted model, not a curated record.